CCCCUUUAUAUUGCAAGAAUUUAAAAAGCAAGAAACACACUCAAGACAAUCUAGCUAGCUACAACAAGUCGUUGAGCCUUUUGUAUUGAAUAGUCAUGCAGGUUUGAGAGAGAAGGCGGUAACUAACAGCUAACGUUAGCUUGUUGACUUCUUGUCUUUGGACUUACAGUAUCUUGUCAUUAAGAGACAUUCCCGAGGGAGAAUUAACCCUGGCUACUYAGUGGAACAGAKGUUGACCGGUGUCUGAAAAUGAUAAUUGAAAACCUAGAUUCCUUGAAAACGUGGCUUUUCAAAACCCUCGAACCCAUUUGUGAUGCGGAUCCUUCUGCCCUCGCUAAAUACGUCGUUGCCUUGGUGAAGAAAGACAAAAGUGAGACGGAACUCAAAGCRCUAUGUAUCGACCAGUUGGACGUGUUUCUACAGAAAGAGACGCAGACCUUUGUCGAUAGACUGUUUGAAGCUGUCAACUCCAAAAGCUACUACCUACCUCAGCAGCAGGACCAUCAGCCAGCCUCCGCGGCCAAAGCGGCGGUACACCUGACCAGGACGGACAAAGACGACCAGAGGAAGGAUGAGCCAAGUCGUGAGGAGGACUGGGGCAAGAAGUUCUCCAGGAGAGUGAACUACAGCCCCCCGUCCAGCUCCCGCUACAGCAGAGACAGCAGACGAGGGGAUGGCCGUAAAAGGGAGGACCGUACCAGGAAGCGAAACGAUUACGACCGCAUCCCCCCGAGACGGGACUCGUACCGGGACCGUUACAACCGGAGGAGGGGUCGUAGCGGUAGCUACAGCCGCAGUAGGAGCAGGAGCAAYGACCGGGCCAGGGACCGYGAGAGAGACKGKGACCGCAGUAGCAGGAGUCACAGCAGGAGCAAGGACCGGGCCAGGGACCGGGAGAGAGACAGAGACCGCGGUAGCAGGAGUCACAGCAGGAGCCACUCCAAGAGCAGAGAGCGGGAUGCUGGGAAGUCAAAGUAUGAGCCCGACCGAGGAGACCGGGGGACGGAGGUUGGAGCUGGCGAAGGCCUCCUGCCGAUCCCCACGGCAACCACCACGUUCCCCGUGCCGACCCUCAGCAGCACCAUCACGGUGAUCGCCCCUCAAGGUAACCACAGCAACACCUCGGUGACGGACAGCUGGUCGGACUUCCACCCGGAUCAGUCGCUGGACCGGCCCCUUCCGCCGCCGCCCUUCAACCGGGGUCCGCCCCCUCAGCAYAGGAAACGUUGCCGUGACUACGACGAGAAGGGCUUCUGUAUGCGUGGAGACAUCUGCCCGUUCGACCACGGCAUCGAUCCAGUGGUGGUGGAGGACGUUAAUCUACCAAACAUGUUCCAAGCCCCUCCCCCUAUCCCGGGGGUCGCCCAGCCCCCGCCCGGCCUACCGCCCCCCCCAGGACCUCCCCCUCUCAUGACGCCACCGCCCGUCAACCUCCGUCCCCCCGUGCCCAUGCCACCCAGCCUGCCACCCAGCCUGCCACCAGGUCCCUCUCUCCAGGCAUCAGGGAUGGACACUCCUCCUAACUCCAUCACCAGCUCUGUUCCCACUAUUGUAACCACAGGGACACGACCCUCCAUCCCCCAGCCCCCACCUCCUCUCUUCUCACCAG
Messenger RNA from Salvelinus sp. IW2-2015, 1609 nucleotides. RefSeq names its product RNA binding motif protein 26 (gene rbm26). Gene Ontology annotation, biological process: mRNA processing. Gene Ontology annotation, molecular function: RNA binding; metal ion binding. Lineage: Eukaryota; Metazoa; Chordata; Actinopteri; Salmoniformes; Salmonidae. The record is from RefSeq and is a predicted model, not a curated record. Gene Ontology annotation, cellular component: nucleus.